Molecule: messenger RNA, 1917 nt
Organism: Colletotrichum karsti
Lineage: Eukaryota; Fungi; Ascomycota; Sordariomycetes; Glomerellales; Glomerellaceae
Exons: 1
Coding region: 1-1917 (638 amino acids)
Biological process (GO): pseudouridine synthesis; box H/ACA snoRNP assembly; ribosome biogenesis
Cellular component (GO): sno(s)RNA-containing ribonucleoprotein complex
Molecular function (GO): RNA binding
Source: RefSeq, a predicted model, not a curated record
AUGUCCGGCUUCCAGAUCCCCGGCCUGGGGUUCGCGAAACCGAACGAGACGCUCCCGCCGCUGCCCCCCGACGUGCUCGCCGCGGCCGCGAGCUUCGAGGGCGUGCAGACCGCCGACGACGUCAAGGUCAAGCAGGAGGGUGAGGUGAAGAACGAGGAUGUCAAGAUGGAGGACGGCGAGGUCGUCGAGACCGCCGAGGUCAAGACUGAAGAUGCCGCCGUGAAGAACGAGGACGUCAAGAUGGAAGAGUCUGCGCAUCCCUCUACCAGUGAACCGCAACUGCCGCCCCUGCCCGAGCCCACGAAUUCAGAAGCUAUGAAAAUCGACGCGGCCGAGCCACCUUCCCUUACCGACGCUCUGGAGGCUAUGAUUAACGGCCUCGAGCCCGCCGCGACUACGACUACCGCUACCGCUACAACCACCACCACCGACCAACCUGCCGCCGCCGCCGCCGCCGAAGAGCAACCCGCCGCCGAAGGCGAGCACCCCGAAUGGGAAAUCGACUCCUCCCCCUGCGAAUCCUCUUCCGAAUCCUCCUCGUCCUCCGACGACUCCUCAGACGACGACUCCGAGUCGGGCGAGGGCUACCAGCUCCUAGGCGUCGAGGAGACGGCGCGCAUGCUGAUGGAGAUGGAGGGCGGCUCCGACGACGAGGGGGGCGACGGCGCCGCCAAGGCGGGCGGCUCGGGCCAGCUGCGCACCAAGAACGAGGUCGCGGCCGAGGCGAUCCCCAAGCCCGACAUCACGCUGACGCCCGAGGACAAGAUCGAGGCGCUGGGCGCCGUGGACCAGAUCGUGGAGAACAUCAUGGUCGUCAAGGCCUUCACGCCGGGCGAGUACCAGGUCCUCGACACGGGGUCGGCGCUGUGCACGGCGGAGAGGGUCGUGUUCGGGGCCGUCUGGGAGACGAUCGGCAAGGUCCUGCAGCCCAUGUACACCGUCCUGUUCAACACGGCCGAGGAGAUCGGGGAGGCCGGGCUCGAGGUCGGAUCCAAGGUGUACUACCCGCCGGCGCACGCGACGUUCGUGUUCACGGAGCCGCUGAAGAACCUGAAGGGGUCCGACGCGAGCAACAUCCACGACGAGGAGGUGGCCGAGGACGAGAUGGAGUUCUCGGACGACGAGAAGGAGGCGGAGCACAAGAGGCAGGCGAAGCAGAAGAAGAAGGAGGCGCGGUUCAAGAACGGCGGCGAGAGGCCCGCGAGAGGGGGCCGGGAGCCGCACCCGUUGAGGAACGAGAUCAGCGCCGCGGGACCGAGCGACGGCGGGCUGAACUACGACGACGAGGACGACGGGCCGUACAAGCCGCUUGCGAGACCUCCCGGGUUCGGCCAGGUCCCGCCUGCGCAGCAGAGUUUCAGCCAGGAGCCCGAGCCGGGAAGGUUUGCCGGGCGCAGAGGACGGGGCGAUUUCAGGGGACGCGGCGAUCGAGGCAGAGGAGGUCGUGGUCGCGGACGCGGUGGAUUCGGGCAGCGCGAGGGCAGGGAUGGAUAUUCCAUGCCGCAGCAGCAACGACAACAGCAGCCCCAGGGACAAUGGGGUGGUAACAACAACAACUACUACCAGGCGCCGCAGUACGGCCAGCAGCAACAGCAGCAGCAGCAGCAGCAACAGUCCGCGCCGGCCCCCGCUGCGCCAACCUUCAACUUCCCGUUCCCCGGCAUGCCUCCGCAGCCUGGCGCGCAAGGAUUCCCUGCCGUGCCGCCUCCUCCGCCGCCUGGUUGGCCGGCGCAGGGCGGGCAGACGGGGCAGAACGCGGCGGGAGCCUAUAUCAACCCGGCCUUCUUCGCGGCGUUGCUGGGACAGAUGCAGCAGAACCAGGGACCAGCCGGUCAGCAGUCGCAACAGCAACAAGGCCAGUCACAACAGCCACCGCAGCCACCGCAUCAAUGGGGCGCGCAGCCUCCUCCGCAAUAA